AUGGACAACAAACCUCCUCCACAGGAGUUACCGCCCGGUGAUUUGUCCAGUUAUUCUUCUGUUCCUCAAUGCGAUGCAUCCGAAACCCCGAUUUCUUGCGAUAGCCGUGGUACGGCCUCUCAUGAAUCUUGUAUGUUCAGCCAACAGGCUCUUGACAUAACAUGUAUUACUCGAUGCGAUGCAUCCCAUACUCAAAUUUCAUGUGAUUCUCCAAUGGACACUUCGGAGCCCAUUGGUGAGAAUUCUCCUUCGGCGGAGACUGAUUUCAGUCAGCUACCGGAAUCUGUUACAGGUACUACAGCUGGUGAUCCACUCUCGGACAAUCAGCCGUCGACUCCGCCUGCGAGUCAGUCAGCGGACGACUCCCGUGCACAGGAUCUUCAAGCGACCGAAGUUUCUGAGUCGUCCAAGGAUUCUUCCUCUUCUGCGUUUCGCUCGCCACAGACGGCUAGCGCGCAGGACCUUCCACACCUCUCGGAAGAGCAACCCUUAGCGAGCAUGACCGCCUCGAUGGAACAGCUGAGUGUGACGGCACCCGCACCAUCCCCUCCUCAGAUUUCUUCUCGGGUUAGGAAUAGUCCGUCGCUUCUUGCCAAUGCACCCCAUGGAAGGUAUCCCUCGGUGCCCCUCGCGAUCUCCUUACCCCUUCCUGCCGAUCGCGACUGGUUCGCAGACCGCCUGGGACAAUUCAGUAACUAUCACACUGACCCGGCGUCCUCCACGACCAAGCUCGGCAAAAUUUGCACGCUGCUUGCUCGGCCCUUGCCGCCGUGA
Messenger RNA from Cooperia oncophora, 774 nucleotides. The record is from the annotation of a GenBank genome assembly. Lineage: Eukaryota; Metazoa; Nematoda; Chromadorea; Rhabditida; Trichostrongylidae.